AUGCAGCCAAACCAGGGAGAAGUGGAUGCUUGGGGAAACCCAGUUGAUGCUUAUGGACAGCCAGUUGCCCCCGCUCAGCCACAGGUAGAUGCAUUCGGCCAACCCCUCGCCCAGCAAGCUCCCGCUCAGCCUCAAGUCGACGCCUAUGGCCAGCCGGUAGCUGCGGCUCCUGCUGCCCCAGCGCCAGUGAUCAUCAACAUCCAGCAAAACUGGGCUCCAGCUCCCCAAGGCGUUCCAAGCUCCGUUCCUCAGGGACUCGAGUACCUCUACUUCGUCGACAGCCUUUAUGUCAAACAGCAAAUGGAGUUGUUCGAAGCUUUCACUGCUUUUGAAACAUCAAACAGAUACAAGGUUUUGAACAGCAAUGGCCAACAAGUCUACUUUGCUGGAGAACAGAGUGGAUGCGUCGCGAAAUGUUGCUGCGGACCAAAUCGAGAUUUUUAA
Messenger RNA from Oikopleura dioica, 444 nucleotides. The record is from the annotation of a GenBank genome assembly. Lineage: Eukaryota; Metazoa; Chordata; Appendicularia; Copelata; Oikopleuridae.